AUGCAAGCGGAACUGCGGUUGGAAGGCUUGAAACUUGCGAGUGCUAAAGUGCAAGCGGAUUCCGCAUUUUUGAAAGUCCCGGCAAACUUGGAUUUGGUGAAGCCACCUGAAGCAUUGGUUGGCCCUGAAGAAAAAUGGGUCAAUGUUCACUUGCUGAAAGCUCGUUGGUUGAUUUAUCGGUAUUGGGCGAACCUUUUGAUCCGAGCCUUGAAUGGAAAAAUCGACACAGAAGCAGAAAAAUACAAGGAGCUGGUAGGACGUUACAAGGAAGCCCAAGAUGGGGCAUUAUUGCAGCACAUGCAGUGCUUGGACGUCGUUGGAAUGACUACAACAGGCGCUGCUCGGAACAUUUCUCUUGUACAGAACAUGCGAGCGAAAAUUCGAGAUCACCAACAACUGAAGCCGUCAACAACCGUAUUCCAGCUCGCAAAAAAAUUUGGACUGGAUGUUUCUCUGUUCGAAAGAAUGUUGAAAAAUCGUGUUCCAUUCAUCUACAAGACCACUAAAAGCGUCUUGAGCUACAAUGAUAUACUUGGCGUUGACAAAAACGUGUUUUUCGUCUCUCACAACAUCCCGGAAGAAUCGAAUGAGGACCUGAAGAGCAAAAGCAACGAAGUGGAGGCGAAGUUUUUGUUGGCGUUGUGCAGGUAUCUUUUGUUGCAAGGUUACAAGCAUGAGCAAAUCACUAUCCUAACGGGGUAUUCUGGACAGCUUUUUGUCUUCAAGAAGUUGUUGGCUAACUUUCCAAGUCACAAAACCGUUCGAAUCACCCUGGUUGACAACUAUCAAGGGGAAGAAAAUGAUAUAAUUCUAUUGUCUCUCGUGAGGAGCAACUUGGAAGGAAAUAUCGGCUUUCUGCGGACUGAUAACCGAGUAAACGUUGCUUUAUCGCGUGCCAAGAAAGGACUAUUCAUAGUUGGAAACAUGGAUGCGUUGAGUUCUGCCAGCGAAUUGUGGAGGAAGAUGAAGUGUGUGUUGGAGAAGGAGAAUCAGAUCGGAAGUGCAUUACCUCUGCGCUGUCAAAUUCACCCGGAUCAGGUCAUUUCAGUUUUCAAUCCUGAUGAUUUUCCUUUGGUUGGGGGAUGUUCCAAAUGUGCGAGAACAUUACCUUGCGGUCACAUGUGCCGGAAAAUUUGCAAGGAACCCUGUGGGGACUGCGGCGUGAAGGUCGACAAAAAGAUUCCCGACUGUUCCCAUUCCGUGACGUUAAAGUGCUCCGAAGUGCCUGAUAAGUCUGACUGCCUGAUGAAAUGCGAAAAGAGCUUGCCUUGCGGACACAGGUGUCCAUAUAGUUGUCGCAACGUUUGCACCACGAGAUGCCGUGUUUUGUUGGACGCUGGUAAGGUUGGAAGGUGCGGCCAUCGAGUGAAACUGCCAUGUCAUAUCAAAAAUGGUGGCAACAUCUUGUCAGAUGAAGAUGAAAUGGAACAUUGUGAUCAUCCCUGUGGGGAAAUUCUGUCAUGCGGACAUAAGUGCGUUGGAACUUGUUCCAAGUGUCUUCAAGGCAGGAUCCAUGCGCCGUGCGGUGAGCCUUGUGGAAGGCAACUUGUGUGUGGACACGUUUGCAAAGUCGCUUGUAGUUUGAACUGUCCGCCCUGCAAAGAAAAGUGUGAGAAUUCCUGCCCACAUUCUGCCUGUAGGAAGCGGUGCGGGGAACCGUGUGUUCCAUGUUUGGAAAAAUGCCAGAGCAGUUGUCAACACAAGCCCUGCAAAUUGAAGUGUUCAGAGGACUGUGGCAGAGGCGAGGAUAAAUGCAACGAGCCUUGCAAAGUGAAACUUGGUUGCCGUCACAAAUGCGUUGGACUUUGCGGUGAAGACUGCCCGCCAUGUCGGCGAUGCUGUGGAAAGGAAGUGGAAUUCUUCGACUUGGUCAUGAACGAUGUUAGCCAAGAAAAAGAUGACAGGUAA
Molecule: messenger RNA, 1908 nt
Organism: Notodromas monacha
Lineage: Eukaryota; Metazoa; Arthropoda; Ostracoda; Podocopida; Cyprididae
Source: the annotation of a GenBank genome assembly